AUGCUGUUCCCUCUAUUUUUGAAACGUUCUGCUUUGCAUUGUGUGAUUGACCUCUUCCACACCCAACACCAGUAUUAUCAGCCGGGGCACUUUCUUAUUGGUGGAAUCACUUCACAGUUCUUCUCACCUGUCUUCACUUCAAUAGACUUCAAGGAAAAGCCAAAGGAAACACCUGCUGAUGAAUAUGUCACAGUGCCAAAGAACUACCAGCAUGUCCUUUCCUUAGCCUUUGCUGUGAAUGAGGUCAACGAGAACCCCAACAUUUUAUCCAACAUCACUUUGGGGUUCCAGAUCUAUGACAGCUACUGUCAUGCAAAGAUGACUUAUCAGAAUACUUUGAACCUCAUCUCUCAUCAUAGGAAAACCAUCCCCAACUACAAGUGUGGUGUUGAGAAGAACCUGAUAGCUGCCAUUGGGGGCCUUGACUCUGAAACUUCAAGCCAUAUGGCCUCCAUCUUGGAGCUUUAUAAGAUUCUACAGAUCACCUAUUCUUCAUUUACUCCAGCGGCGAGUGAAAAAGACCAUAUUUCUUCCUUGUACCAAAUGGCCCCCAGUGAAGCACAUCAAUACACUGGCAUUGUUCAACUUCUUCUCCAUUUCCAGUGGAAGUGGGUUGGGAUAUUUGUCACAGCUGACGAUAAAGGAGAAACGUUUGUGAAAAAGUUGACACAGCAGCUUUCCCAGAAUAGCAUAUGUGUAGCUGUCACUGAGAGAGUGCUUCAACCUUUCCUGAGGAAUAUCUUGUUUAACAACAGUGCUGGUGACACUGUCUUUUUUAAUGAGAAACAUGAGCUAGAAGGUGGAUUUGAUAUUAUCAACUGGGUAACUUUCCCAAAUAAGUCCUUCUUAAGAGUGAAAGUUGGGAAGAUGGAUCCCCAAGCACCACUGGGCAGUGAUUUCUCCAUUGAUGAGAAGAUCAUUACAUGGCACCAGAGUUUUAACCAGGUGCUGCCCAUUGCCUUGUGUAAUGACCACUGCCAUCCAGGUUACAGCAGACAAAGGAAAGAGGGAGAACCAUUUUGCUGCUAUGAUUGUACUCCAUGUCCAGAAGGGAAGAUUUCAAACCAGACAGAUAUGGAUGACUGCUUCCAGUGCCAAGAAGAUCAGUAUCCUAACCAGGAGAGAAACCAGUGCAUCAGCAAGAAAGAAAAUUUCUUAUCUUAUGAUGCACCUUUAGGCAUCAGUUUGGCUCUUUUGGCUCUGGCUUUUUCUGCAACUACAUUAUUGGUGUUUGGAAUCUUCAUCAAACAUCAAAACACUCCCAUUGUCAAAGCCAACAACCGGAAUCUCACCUACACCCUGCUCAUCUCCCUCCUGCUCUGCUUCCUCUGCUCCUUGCUAUUCAUUGGGCGCCCCCAGUUGCUGACCUGCAAUCUACGACAAACUGCCUUUGGUAUCAUUUUCUCAGUGGCUGUUUCUUCUGUUUUGGCUAAAACCCUCACUGUGGUUCUGGCUUUCAUGGCCACCAAACCAGGAUCCAAGAUGAGGAAAUGGGUGGGGACAAGAUUUUCCAUCUCUAUUGUUCUUGGUUCUGCUUCUAUCCAGGCAAGUAUUUGUAUAGUAUGGCUCUGUACUGACCCUCCUUUUCCAGAUCUGGACAUGCACUCUCUGCCUGAAGAAGUCAUAGUGGAAUGCAAUGAAGGCUCAGUCAACAUGUUCUACUCUGUUCUUGGUUACAUGGGGUUGCUGGCUCUUGUCAGCUUCAUUGUGGCUUUCUUUGCUCGGAAGCUGCCGGACACUUUUAAUGAAGCCAAAUUUAUCACUUUCAGCAUGUUGGUGUUUUGCAGUGUGUGGCUUUCUUUUGUUCCAUCCUACUUAAGCACCAAAGGGAAGUACAUAGUGGCCGUGGAGAUCUUCUCCAUCUUGGCCUCCAGUGCUGGAAUCUUGGGUUGCAUCUUCUCCCCAAAAUGUUAUAUCAUUGUCUUCAAUCCUGAACUCAACUCAAAAGAGCAGCUAAAAAAGAGAAAAAAGUAACAAUCUAACUAUUGAAAUCAUUAUAGUGGAUAACGUUUUAAAUGUUUUAAGGUUUGUGUGUUU
Molecule: messenger RNA, 2037 nt
Organism: Podarcis raffonei (Aeolian wall lizard)
Lineage: Eukaryota; Metazoa; Chordata; Lepidosauria; Squamata; Lacertidae
Product: vomeronasal type-2 receptor 26-like
Exons: 6
Coding region: 1-1974 (657 amino acids)
Biological process (GO): G protein-coupled receptor signaling pathway
Cellular component (GO): membrane
Molecular function (GO): G protein-coupled receptor activity
Source: RefSeq, a predicted model, not a curated record